This is a messenger RNA of Mycotypha africana, 2418 nucleotides long. RefSeq lists its product as uncharacterized. The transcript has 3 exons. The record is from RefSeq and is a predicted model, not a curated record. Lineage: Eukaryota; Fungi; Mucoromycota; Mucoromycetes; Mucorales; Mycotyphaceae. The coding region runs from base 201 to 2024 and encodes 607 amino acids.
UUUCGCAGGCUGUAGUUUUGACGGAAAAGCAUGAGCAAGUUCUAGCCAACAUUACUAAACAUUUUGAAAGUGUUACUGAAUCUGUUUGUAAUUGGUUCAUUAAAUUUGUCGAGAAAGUGAUUGUUCUGGUCGAAAGCAAAGAGUGUGGCGUCGCAGAAUUAACUACAUUUAGCAAGCAAGAAGAAACAAAGUUACAGUCAAUGAUUGAGGAAUAUUGCAGGGAUUUGAACGAAUUAUAUAGCAAAAUUGCUCUAGAUGAUAUAGCUGCUGACUGGAACUCUUAUUACCAUACCUUGAGAAAAAUAACUGAAGAGCAAAUCAGCAGCUUGAAGAUCUUAAUAGACAAGCUCUAUGAAGAAGACGUAGGCUCUGUAACUCAACAUAUUGAUUGUUCUUUGAUCAAGGGUCAAUUCCAAAAAACUGUAUUCAACCAAUUAGCUGAAGCGAAGGCCCAAUUCGCUGAUAAGUUUAAAAUGACAGCUAUUAGCGAAGUAGAAGCUAACAAGUUUUCCAGUAAUGCUGACCUCAUCAACGACGAUCCUGGAUUCACGCGUACGCAAGAGGCCGUAGAACCUAUAACCAUUUAUAAUUCUGUUCAAGAAGCCCAAAACGUUUUUAAAUCUAGAGCCACAAAUACAAUUGUUAUAUUUCAAGAAAAGAUUGCUAUUUGGUAUGACACUUUGUUCAACAACAUUCAAAAGGUUCAAUUGGUAGCCACUGAUUGUAUAGAGUUGAAGAAGAAAGUUGAAGCCAUUGUUAGUCAAGCGCUUGAGGAAAUAUCAAUCAUUAUGGAAGAUACAAAACUCACAUUCAAACAGCAGUCUGUUGUUUCUGAGAAUAACUCGACAGAAAUAGUAAAUUCUACACAGAAGGCUCAAAAACAAGUAAUUACGUUGUUGGAAAAUGUUCAUGAAGUUAUCAAUGAGCAGAUUACUACGCUGGUAAAGUUUGCGAUCAACGAAGACCUCAAUUCAACUGAAGAGAAUUUUGUUAUUCUGCAAGAGCAAGCAAAGCAUAAGACACAGGCAGCCUUGGAAAAUAUAGUUUCCGCAGGUGUUUCCGUUGGUUUCGAGGGCAAAACUAUUGAACUCGUGAAAACUGCCAUCAUUCCUGAAUCUUUCAAAAAUGUGAAAUACAUUGCUUUUGAUAUAAUGGGUACUAUCGUCAAUUAUCAUGCUACGAUUGCCAACGAAUGGUCUCGGUUACUUUUCCAGAAGAAAACAAAGGAGAGUGUUUACUGUAUUCUCAAUCAAAUCGAUAUUCAUGCUUUUGCUAUACGAUGGUACGGGUUGUACCUGGAAAAACGUCUACAAGUCAGUUGGAGCCAAUCGGACAUUUCUUUGCUUCUGGCUACAUUAAAGUCGCUCUUGGCUGAAUAUCUCAUUCCCCCAACCGCGUUCAGUGAAGCUGAAUUACAAACUUUGGCGUCUGCUUGGUUCAAGUUGCAACUUUUUGCAGAUGCCUCUGCCAGUAUCAAAAAGUUGAAGCAGCUCCGUAACAUGUAUGUCAUCUCUAUAUCUUAUGCCUUUUCUAUUCGCUCUAUGAUGGAUCUAGCUCGAUAUAAUUGUUUUUGUUGGCACGCUCAAUUCACGGCUGACAUAUUUGCCGCCUGCACCGUUAAUAAUGGUACCUUACCGCAAGAGACACUUAUUUCCAACAUGCCUAUGCUGCUUGGUAUUGAAAAUACCGAUGAAAUCGCUAUUGUUUCCGCUGAUCCUGUCAUUCUUAAUGCUGCUAAAGCUCAUGGUUUCAAUACCGUUUAUAUUGACCAUCAUGCCAUCAGCAACGAUGCUUCCAAUAUUCAUGCAGAAACCGUUAAUAAUGAACAGAUAUUUGCAGAUAUUGAAUUUGAUGGACUCGAUGUGUUCGCUGAAAGUUUCGAAACGUUUCAUGCAGUUAAAGCGGCUCCAGUUCCUGUGAGUUCCUUUGACAGCAAUAUUUCCGGUUCUCGCAGCUGGUUUCAAAGGAUGGUUUCAAAGGUUACUGAUACGGCUGAAGUCCUUAAACAUACCAUUAUCGAUUAAACUAAAGCCAUUUCAUUGAUUGGAAAAUUGGGUACUUUUACCUUUUCAUCACCGAUAUACUAUCACUACAGCAAUAAACAAAUUCAUUGAGCUUCUAAUCAAACAUAUAAAUAAAUAUACGUUUAGCCUAUACAUGUCACGCCCUUUUUGACAGCGGCAUACAGAAAUAAAUCCGUUCAAAAUUUAAAAGUGUAAUCAAAAAUCUAAUUUGUUUUCAGCGUCUCUUAUUUAAAUUAAAGUUUUUUCCGGUUAAGAAUGUACUUUUUGACAAAAGUUCCUCUCUAGGGGAGCUUUUUACUUAAGGCGUUCUUAUAAAUGAGAAGAGGUAAAUGAAACGCAGGUGAUGUUGAGAGAAUGCUUCAAUUUAAUCAAAGAGAGGUAAGCCGAAACCAUA